Molecule: messenger RNA, 2543 nt
Organism: Cuscuta campestris
Lineage: Eukaryota; Viridiplantae; Streptophyta; Magnoliopsida; Solanales; Convolvulaceae
Source: the annotation of a GenBank genome assembly
UUCUAAAGGUCCGUUUUUUUUACUCAUAUUCCUAUUCCAAAUCUCCAUUGAAGCACUCUGUUCUCUUCUUGAAGCUCCUUUCUCAGUUUCAAGAUCUGUCCCUAUUUGCCAUUUGAACCCAAACCCAGAAAAAAAUGUGAUAUAUGAGAAAUACCCAAAUCACCAUUUCACUUGUAACCCUUUUCAGGUGUUCAUCAAACUAGAAACUCUAAUCUGGCGGCGUAGGGAGAAAAGGAAUGAAGAAGUGGGCAGGAUACUUGCUCAUUUUAGGCCUUGCUGUUACAUUGUUUAUUCGCUACUGCUCCAUCGAAAAACCCUUGCGAAAACAAUCCGCGUACGAUUUUUUCAACAAUCACCCACCCAUCAGUGGCUAUAACGCGGAGGAUUAUGCGAAAGAUAUUGGCAAUGACGAAAAUGAGGAGGAAAAGGUGCCUCCUAUGAAGGAAAUUGAGUAUUCCGGUUUCAAAGAAAAGCCCCGGUUUGUCAACUUUGACGGGUUGGAUGAUUUGUUUGGCCCGGUUGAUAAUGUUUCGAAAGCGGGUAUGCUUGUGUGGGGCCAGAUGAGGUCCUUGCUCUCUCGGACAGAUGCACUGCCCGAGACAGCUCAGGGAAUCAAGGAGGGCUCUGUGGCUUGGAAAGAGUUGUUGUCGAAUAUUAAACAAGUUGAAAUUUUCGAUGAGAAGGGAGAUGAAAAGGAGUGUCCUUACUUGGUAUGGAGGAAUGGGACUGUUAUUAAGAUUCCUUGCGGUUUGAUCGAGGACUCGUCCAUUACUGUGAUUGGGGUGCCCGAGUCGCAAAAGGAGAGCUUCCAAAUCAAUCUUGUUGCUUCUCGGCUUCUUGAGGAUCCAAAGCCCCCCAUUUUGCUGUGUUAUAAUGUUGUUUUGCCGGGGGAGAACUUGACUAGAAAUCCGGUUAUAGUUCAAAACACAUGGACCAAUGCUUCUGGUUGGGGCAAAGAGGAGAGGUGCCCGAAUCAUGGCUCCACCCACACGCUAAAAGUUGAUGGACUUGCGACGUGUAAUGCUAAAGUGAUCAGAAGCAACCCAGAUCGGCCUGUUUCAAAUGGAGAGAUGAGUGACGCUUCGAAUGGGACUGAACAAGGAAGAAGUCAUGAUUAUUUCCCAUUUGCUAAAGGUGUCCUGUUUACUUCAACGUUAUGGGCUGGUUCGGAAGGGUUUCAUAUGACUGUGAAUGGAAGACAUGAAACCUCUUUUGCCUAUAGAGAGAAACUGGAGCCGUGGUUGGUUAAUGAAGUCCAAGUGGAUGGUGGGUUGGGCAUUGUAUCAGCCUUAGCAAAAGGACUGCCAGUUUCUCAAGAUCCAGACUUGGCUGAUAUUGACCACCUCAAAGCUCCAUUUCUCAGUGCCAAGAAACGGCUCACUCUCGUGGUCGGAGUUUUCUCAAAGGGAAACCAUUUCGACAGACGGAUGGCUUUGAGGAAGUCGUGGAUGCAGUAUGAUGCCGUGCGCUCUGGGCAAGUGGCUGUCCGCUUUUUCAUUGGUCUCCAUAAAAGCAAGCAGGUGAAUUUGGAGGUGUGGAAAGAAGCUGAAACAUACAGAGAUGUUCAGCUGAUGCCAUUUGUUGAUUACUACAGCCUACUCAGUUUGAAAACCGUUGCGAUAUGCAUUCUUGGGGUGAAAAUCAUCCCGGCUAACUAUAUCAUGAAAACGGACGACAACGCGUUUGUAAGGAUAGAUGAAGUUCUUUCAAGCCUCAAAGAGAAGCAAAAGGACGGCCUCUUGUAUGGUCGAAUAUCUUUUGAAUCUUCUCCCCACCGGGACAAGGAAAACAAAUGGUACAUCAGUACUGAGGAAUGGCCUUAUUCAUCAUAUCCGCCCUGGGCACAUGGUCCGGGCUACAUCAUUUCACGAGAUAUCGCCAAGUUCAUCGUCGAGGGUCAUCAAAACAGGGACCUCAUGCUUUUUAAGCUGGAAGACGUCGCGGUGGGUAUAUGGAUUGAAGAGUUCAAACGCAAUGGGCGCGGGGUGAAAUACGUAAACGACGACCGGUUCUACAAUGCGGGUUGUGAGUCAAAUUACAUUCUUGCCCAUUAUCAGAAUCCAAGGAUGGUUCUGUGCCUGUGGGAGAAGCUACAGAUUGAGAACCAACCAAAUUGCUGCCAGUGAUUUUUUAAUACAUUCUUCCUCCGUAUCGGAGUUCUCGUUUUCUUUCCCGAAAUGUUCAGGAAAGAAAACUUUGUUUUUGGAAUCCUUUUACACUAUGUUUGGUUCAAAGAAUUUGGAAAGCAAAGAAAAGAAAAUGAUUUAACCUCAGUUUCCUCACCAAAAUCAGAGGAUUUGGUUUUCCCUCCUCUUAGUACAUUUUGCCUUCUCAUUUUCUUUUCCUUCCACUUUUCCUCUGUAACCAAACAAGAAAAACGUUUUCCUUCUCAUUUUUUUUUCCUUGCCCUUUGAAAUUACUUGAACCAAACAUAGUGCUAAGGAAAGGAGUAUAAAAACCAUUGCUAGUAGUAGCAGCAUAGGCUAGGAGUGAAGUCGCAUUAUUAAUUUUUUUCUUUUUUGGAACAAAGUUAUUUUGGUGAA